This is a messenger RNA of Rhodamnia argentea, 1095 nucleotides long. RefSeq lists its product as uncharacterized. Bases 1 to 1095 code for a protein of 364 amino acids. The record is from RefSeq and is a predicted model, not a curated record. The transcript is spliced from 7 exons. NCBI's taxonomy places the organism in Eukaryota, Viridiplantae, Streptophyta, Magnoliopsida, Myrtales, Myrtaceae.
AUGAAACUCAAUGUGGAACUUGUGCCAUUGCUGCUCCUAUUUUUCAGUCUUUCUCUGUGUGAGAUGGCAUAUAUUUUCGAAGAGGAUGAUCUAGAGUUGGAAAGACAGGUCAGAACGAUGAACAAGCCAUCCAUCAAGACCUUUUCGACUAAAGAAGGAGACAAAAUUGAUUGUGUUGAUAUAAACAAACAACCAGCACUGGAUCAUCCUUUACUGAAGAAUCAUAAGGUUCAGACACAGCCGAAUCUACAUUUCACUAGCUUUUGUAGUACUUCUCCGGAUGCAAAAUCGGUAAAAUUUGGGCUGAGAGAACCUUGCCCCAGUGGAACAGUACCCAUUCGUCAAGUGGUUUCUCUAACAGACAACAUGGUAGAAAAUAUUAAAUAUGGAGGAGGUGGAAGUUUGACGUUCUUCAAUCUUACUGUUGCUCAUGACCAACUCAGUGCACAUAGUUUGUGGAUUGAAACUGGUCCCCCCGAGCAUAUUAGCAUGAUUGUAGCCGGUUGGAUGGUUUCUCCACAGUUAUUUCGCGAUAAUCGUCCUAGGCUGUUCACAUAUUGGACAGGUGAUGGAUAUCGCAAUGGAUGCUACAAUGUACUAUGUCCGGGUUUUGUCCAGGUGGAUAGGGAAGUAACCCCUGGUCAUCCACUAGAACCUGCUUCUACUUAUGGUGGACGUCUAUUUGAGCUUAAUUUCCAUAUUGAACAGGAUAGAAGUACUGGGAAUUGGUGGCUGAUUGGGGGCGAUGGCGAUCAAGCGAUUAAAGUAGGCUACUGGCCAAAGGAGCUGUUCCUGUAUUUGCGCAAUGGCUCACUACAUACAGCUUGGGGAGGAAUUGGCAUAGCUGGAAGCAACGGAUUUUGUCCACCGAUGGGAAGUGGUCACAGGCCAGAUGGUGUUCUCAGCCAUGCUGCCGUCUUUCGAAGACUCUAUUGGAUUCGCUCAGAUGGAAAAUUCCUACCUCCUUCAGAUAAGACGACAGUGUGGGUGGAUAGAUCCAAUGUUUACGGUUUGAUGAACUUUCAUCGUGUUAGAAAAUGUCGAAUGGGCUACAUGAUUAGCUUUGGAGGUCCAGGAGGCUACUGCAGGGUAUAG